AUGAUAGGCACAUUGUUGCCCAUCGCCGUCCGUCGCCGUCCAUCGAUUCUCACGCCCGUUGAUUCCUUGCUGCCCACCCGAGCUCAGUUCAACAUCAUCAGAAACCUUACCAAGACCGAGCCCGUCGAGCAUCCCUCUGCCGAGUCGCAAGUCUACCUGGUUGGCGGCGGCAUUGCUGCCCUCAGCGCCGCCUUCUACCUGAUCCAGGAUGCUGGCAUGGAUGGCGCCAACAUUCACGUCCUUGAGAACCUCAAGGUGCCUGGUGGCAGCAUGGACGCGCACGGUACUGCCGAAAAGGGCUACCUGAUGCGUGGCGGACGAAUGUUCGACAGAGAGGCCUACACUUGUCUCUAUGACAUUCUCGCCAACAUCCCCUCGCUCCGAACCCCUGGCAAGUCCUGCAAGGAGGAUAUCUUUGAGUUCUCGGCCCAAUUCAAGACCUGCUCCAAGGCUCGAGUCGUCGCCGAAGGAGCCAAGAUCAUGGACGUCCACACCCUGGGCCUCAAUAUCAAGGACCGCGCUGCCUUUACCGAGCUCAUCCUCUUGCCCGAGGCCAUGAUCGACGGCAGAAAGAUCAACGACUACUUCACCGAGGAGUUCUUCACCUCCAACUUCUGGUACUGCUUCUGCACCACAUUCGCCUUCCAGCCCUGGCACAGCUUGCUCGAGUUCCGUCGAUACGCUUUGAGAUUCAUGCACGAGGUGCCCCAGCUCGACACCUUGGCUGGUGUCUGGCGAACUCCCUACAACCAAUACGACUCGAUCAUCCAUCCGCUGCAAAAGUGGCUGAGCGAGAAAGGUGUUCAGUUCGAGUACGAUACCAUCGUCACCUCGGUGGACUUUGAGAUUCUUGAAAACCAAAGAUACAUCUACGCAAUCCACGGCACCCGAAAGGGCGUCCGCUUCGAUACCGAAAUCAAGCGCACGGACCUGUGUCUGGUCACUUUGGGAUCCAUGACGGCCGGCUCCAGCAUUGGUUCCAUGAGCACUCCGCCCAAGAUCGACAACGAGGCGGCCAAGAAUGACCCAUGUUGGGUCCUCUGGCGCGACAUUGCCAAGCGACAGCCCGACUUUGGUCGACCUGAGGUCUUCUAUGACCACAUCAACGACUCCAAGUUCCUGUCCUUCUCCGUCACCUUCCACGACUCGACCUUCAUGGACCGCCUCGUCGAGUGGACCAAGAACGAACCCGGCACAGGCGCCCUGGUGACCUUCAAGGACUCGAACUGGUUCAUGUCCACAGUCUUCCCUCACCAGCCACACUUUGCCAACCAGCCCAAGAACGUCAAUGUCAUGUGGGGCUACUCUCUCUUCCCCGAUCGGGUCGGCAACUUUGUCAAGAAGCCCAUGACCGAGUGCUCGGGCGAGGAGAUUCUGAUCGAGCUCUUGAACCACUACCAAUUCACGGACAUUCUUGAGCCUGUCCUGAAAUCGGCCAACUGCAUUCCGUCCAUGCUCCCGUACACCAUGAGCCAGUUCAACCAGCGCCGCAUCACCGACCGGCCCAAGGUCAUCCCUCAGAAUGCCAUCAACUUUGGCUUCAUGAGUCAGUUUGUCGAGAGUAUCCCGGAAGACACCGUCUUUACGGUCGAAUAUUCUGUCCGCUGUGCCCAAAUUGCUGUCUACGGCUUGCUCAAGCUGGACAAACCUCUGACUCCGAUCUACAAGGGCUGGCUGGAUCCCAAGGUCCUCGUGAAGUCGUCGCUGGCCAUCAACUCGUGAGCCAGCUGUGUCGCUCGCAUAAAGCCAGCCCACCUAUUAUCUCUCUAGAUCCUUGGGGUAUGCCAUACAAUAGUAAUACAGCAUAUUUGAAACAAA
Polychytrium aggregatum is the source of this 1818-nucleotide messenger RNA. RefSeq names its product myosin-crossreactive antigen. The coding region runs from base 1 to 1722 and encodes 573 amino acids. The record is from RefSeq and is a predicted model, not a curated record. The transcript is spliced from 5 exons. NCBI's taxonomy places the organism in Eukaryota, Fungi, Chytridiomycota, Chytridiomycetes, Polychytriales. Gene Ontology annotation, molecular function: oleate hydratase activity; FAD binding. Gene Ontology annotation, biological process: fatty acid metabolic process.